Coccidioides posadasii C735 delta SOWgp is the source of this 2678-nucleotide messenger RNA. RefSeq lists its product as uncharacterized. Lineage: Eukaryota; Fungi; Ascomycota; Eurotiomycetes; Onygenales; Onygenaceae. Gene Ontology annotation, cellular component: Cul4-RING E3 ubiquitin ligase complex. The record is from RefSeq and is a predicted model, not a curated record. Gene Ontology annotation, molecular function: ubiquitin protein ligase binding. Gene Ontology annotation, biological process: ubiquitin-dependent protein catabolic process; protein ubiquitination; DNA damage response.
AUGCAGAAUCACGGGACACGUGGGACGCGCAAACCAGGCGGCAAGAGGAAGCUCUGCGACGGAAACUCAGAAACAGCCGAAGACUUGGUACGAAAUAGUCAAGGCACAAUUCCCGAUCUUUUCUCGAGGGGGAGGAAUACCAUAUUUGGCCAUAAGAGUCGGCAACUGUCACCAACGAGCAAACGGCUGAAGCGGAACGAACUUGAUCCCCAGCAGCAAAGCCCGUCCAAACAGUCGCAGCCAGCUCAAGAACGUAUCCCCGUGGAGAGAAUGUACAACUUUCCGAACCAAAGCGCCAAAAGCUCCUCGCUAGGGCAGCAAAACAGUCGCACCGUCCCGCGGACGUACCUAAACCCAUCGUCUACCCCGUCGAACUUCACACCUCACACCGGGCCUAAGCGGCUCACUGUCAAGAACCUCCGAGUGGUGCCAAAACUUGACCAAGAGCAAUAUUUUGAGAAGAUCUGGGCUCAGCUUAACACCGCCUUAACGGCGAUCUUUAAUGAACAAAAGCCGUCGUUCUCAUUAGAGGAGCUGUACAAAGGGGCUGAAAAUGUUUGCCGCCAGAAACGUGCCCAGAGCUUAGCAAAGAAGCUCCAAGAGCGCUGCAAAGUUUACAUAUCCGAGAGUGUACUCCCAUCCUUGCUGGCAAAAUCGAAAGAUAGUGACGAUAUUGUUGUGUUGCGGGCGGUGGAGGCAGCAUGGUCGGCGUGGAGCUCCCGUUUAGUUACAAUACGAUCGAUAUUCUACUACCUAGACCAGUCCUUCCUUCUUCGCUCCCCGGAGCACCCAACCAUCUAUGAAAUGGGCACGAUCGGGUUUCGGUCUAUUGUCUUCUCCAACCCAUCUCUCAAGCCGAAAAUGCUGCAAGGAGCAUGCCAGCUAGUUGAUCUUGACAGAAAUAAUGAUGCAUCUUCUGAUUCUACGUUGCUCAGGAACGCUAUCAAGCUAUUCUCGGACCUAAGAGUUUACAAAAGUGAAUUCGAGCCCGCUAUGCUGGAGGCUUCAGACAGAUAUUUAAAGGCAUGGGCGGAUAAUGAAGCGAAUUCGAGUUAUCUUGCUACAUACGUGAGUAAAAGUCACCGGGUUAUUGAAAAGGAGAUGGAGAGAUGCGAUCUUUUCAACCUUGAUAUCGACACAAAACAACGCCUAUCGGAAAUGCUUGAUAAGCGCCUGGUAUCAGAUCAAAGUGACACGCUUCUAAAAGAAAGCGACGUACUAGGCCUCCUCAGGACAAGUAACCAAAUUGCCCUUGGGGAGCUAUAUUCACUACUACAGAGAAUCGACCUGGGAUCGAAGUUAAAACCUGCGUUUACCUCUUUCAUCUUAGAAGAGGGCUCUUCAAUUGUUUUUGAUAAGGAAAGAGAAGGCGAAAUGGUCGUUAGGCUUCUCGAUUUUAAACAAAACUUGGAUGAUAUCUUGGCAAAGUCCUUCCAAAAGGAUGAGCUUUUAGCUCGCGCUCUCAGGGAGUCAUUUGAAACGUUUAUCAACAAGAGCCAAAAGGGUGGUGAUGUUGCCCAGCCUGGAGAAAUGAUUGCAAAACAUGUGGAUCUACUGCUUAGGGGGGGACUUAAAUCGAUCCGCAAACGCCAAGUCCCACUGAAAAAUGACGAAGACAUUGCAAUGAUUGACGAGGAUGCCGAACUAAACAAAGCACUUGAUCAGGUCCUUGAUCUGUUUCGUUUCGUUCAUGGCAAAGCAGUCUUUGAGGCAUUCUAUAAAAAUGAUCUUGCUCGUCGUCUCCUUAUGGGAAGAAGCGCCAGCGACGAUGCAGAAAAGAGCAUGCUGGCUAGAUUAGCAUCAGAAUGCGGUUCAAACUUCACACACAAUCUCGAGUCUAUGUUUAAGGACAUAGAUCUUGCUCGUGAUGAGAUGGCUUCAUAUAACGCUCUACUGCGCGAAAAAAGGGAAAAAACAAAUUUGGACCUUUACGUCAACGUCCUUUCAUCUGCAGCCUGGCCGUCUUACCCAGAUGUGCCUGUAAAAGUGCCUCGAAUAAUAUCGAGCGCACUCUCCGAUUUCGAGCACUUUUACAACAACAAGUAUAACGGCAGGAAGCUUAAUUGGAAACACUCUCUUGCCCAUUGUCAAUUGAAGGCGAGGUUUCCUAGCGGUAACAAGGAGAUCGUUGUCAGUUCGUUCCAAGCCAUUGUCCUGCUCUUGUUCAAUGAUGUAGCAGAUGGACAGACGUUAUCCUAUCAUGAUAUCCGGGAUGAGACAGGUCUUUCCGAUAUUGAAUUGAAGCGUACACUUCAAUCCCUUGCAUGUGCUAAAUACCGAGUCCUCAUCAAACAUCCAAAGGGAAGAGACAUUAACGCAACUGAUACCUUUAGUUUCAACACCAGGUUUUCAGACCCAAAGAUGCGGAUUAAAAUUAACCAAAUCCAGUUGAAAGAGACUAAAGAGGAAAACAAGGAAACGCAUGAACGUGUUGCGGCAGACAGGAAUUACGAAACCCAAGCAGCCAUUGUGCGCAUCAUGAAGAGCCGGAAGACCAUUUCUCCGCAGGAGCUUAUCGUAGAGGUGAUUAAGGCAACAAGGAAUCGCGGUGACUUGGACCCAGCGGAUAUAAAGAAAAACAUCGACAAGCUUAUUGAAAAGGAGUAUAUGGAACGAGACACGGAGUCAAAUAAGUACAAGUAUAUAGCAUAAAAGCGCUUGCACCGAGUACCGAUCAG